AUGAGCAACGUGUUUGUCGAUUUACGUUACAUCCAAAAGGAGUCGGAAAUGGUUCAAAAGAAGUUAGACGAACUCUCCAAAUUAAAGACUGAAACACUUGAAAUCCCAAUUUUGCACGCUUCGGACAGUGUUGAAAAAAGUCUUCAAAACUUCAAGGAGGUAUCAGACAAUCGAUUUGGUGUCAUUCUCAAAUUCAACCAACUGAAGGAGGAAUUGAGUCGAUUGCUCGAAAAUUUCGAAAACCUCACCGACGACUUAAACAACGAGCAACUUGACCUUGUUCAGACAAUUAACUCGCUAAAGCAAAAGUCACUCAGUGCAACAAGUGGAAAAGGUUUCACUCAUCCACUUUUAUCUUUUGAUGACAUUAAAAAGAUUGAGGAAUGGACAAACCUCAAAAUGGCUCACGUUGUUUUUGACUCUUCCACGGACUCCUUUUCAAUGUGCGACUCAGUCUUUGCAAAUAAAAUUGAAAACAAAAAGAACCUUGUCUUUCUUAUUCAGGACACAACAGGCUUUGUCUUUGGUGGGUUUGUUGGGAAAGAAAUUGUUAAGAAAGAGUCGCAAACAAUUGAAGAUGAAAAUUGCUUUGUCUUUGUCACAGAAUCUCAUGGACUCUUGAAGAGUCAAAUGAAAUUUAAAAUAAAGGAAGAACACAAGGGAAUAGCAUUUUUAUGGUAUUUCUUGGACAACGACCAAGAAGGGUUAUUUGGAUUCGCCGAUGAUAUUAUGAUCUAUAAAGAUGGGAUCAAAGAAAGUAGGUUCAACCUUUCAUGCUUUGAGUACGGAGACAAAACAGAGGACUUACUCAAAAUGAGGACGUCAAUUGACCCAUUUGUACCACUACAACUUGUGGUGAUACAAUUGCUUUAA
Entamoeba invadens IP1 is the source of this 873-nucleotide messenger RNA. RefSeq lists its product as hypothetical. The coding region runs from base 1 to 873 and encodes 290 amino acids. The transcript has a single exon. The record is from RefSeq and is a predicted model, not a curated record. NCBI's taxonomy places the organism in Eukaryota, Evosea, Mastigamoebida, Endamoebidae.